Molecule: messenger RNA, 3300 nt
Organism: Morus notabilis
Lineage: Eukaryota; Viridiplantae; Streptophyta; Magnoliopsida; Rosales; Moraceae
Product: protein WEAK CHLOROPLAST MOVEMENT UNDER BLUE LIGHT 1
Exons: 4
Coding region: 274-2901 (875 amino acids)
Source: RefSeq, a predicted model, not a curated record
GUCCACACCCGUGUAAAUUUUCCAACCAAAAAAGGACCCAAACAAAUAUUAAUAGAUAAUAAUAAUAAUAAUAAUUAAAAAAAUAAUAACUAAAAAAAUAAUAACAAUAAUAUCAUCGUGAAGGAGAGAAAGAUGGAUCUAGUCUGCGUCUGCGUGAGGAGCAAUCGUUGCUAACAUCAUCCUUUUUUUCAAUUCGUUUCUGGUUUAUUAAUCCGUUCUGUCUUAGAAUAGGGGAUAUCCUUCUAGUUCGGGCACUUCUACCACUUUGUGGAAAUGGAGGAUGUGAAAAAUGGCGAACAGCUACCACCAGAGUCCUCUUCAUUGUCCAACCAUGAUGAUCAUUCUAGUAAUGAGACUACAGAAAACCCAGUUCUGAAUGGAAAACUCGAAAACAACGGUGAGUCAUUGAUGACUGGAAACUCGAAGUUAACAACUGCACAAGAUGCUUCUGAGCAAGACCAACUUCCUCCAACAGACAAUCAGGCAUCUAGCUCAACAACCACGGAACAAAGUCAAGCAUCUGAUAGCCCAUCUGUAGAACAAAGUCAACCUGUUCUAUCCGAUUCUCCAGCCUUGACCUCACCAGAAGUAAUUAAUGAAACAGAGACCCAGAGUGAGGGUGUUGCGGUGGAAGGUUCUGAAAACCAACCUUUACAGGAUACUUCUAAUGUUUCAGCAUCCCAAAGUACAGGCAAAGAAAAUGAUACAGAAAAUCACAGUAACGUGGUGGGAAAUUCUGAAAAUGCAGCUGCACAAGAUUUUCCCGCAACUGCUCCCUCUGCUUCCUUUUCAGAGGCAACAAAUUAUAAAAAUGAUGACGUGGUGCAAUCUGUUGAGCUUGCUCUUCCCAACACAAAGGUUGCUGCAGUUACUGUCGUAAAACAAGAAAGUGCUGAUUCUCCUAAACAUGCUAAGCCACUUGACGUAAACAGAGGCCUCAUCGAUACAACGGCACCUUUUGAGUCUGUUAAAGAAGCUGUUUCUAAGUUUGGAGGAAUUGUUGAUUGGAAAGCCCAUAAAAUCCAAACUGUAGAGAGACGCAAACUUGUAGAACAAGAGCUUGAGAAAGUGCAGGAGGAGGUUCCUGAUUACAGGAAAAGAUCAGAGACUGCUGAAGAGGCAAAAGUGCAAGUACUAAAAGAGUUGGACAGCACUAAAAGGCUCAUUGAAGAAUUGAAGCUCAACCUAGAGAGAGCACAAACAGAAGAGCAUCAAGCAAAACAAGACUCUGAACUCGCCAAGCUCCGAGUGGAAGAGAUGGAGCAAGGUAUUGCCGAUGAGGCUAGUGUUGCUGCCAAGGCACAGCUUGAGGUUGCUAAGGCUAGGCAUACAGCUGCUGUUACGGAGCUGAAAUCUGUUAAAGAAGAGUUAGAAGCACUGCGUAAAGAAUAUGCUUCUUUGGUGACUGACAAGGACGUAGCUGUAAAGAGGGCUGAAGAGGCUGUUGCUGCGUCCAAGGAGGUUGAGAAAACAGUAGAAGAACUGACUAUUGAGCUGAUUGCAACAAAGGAGUCAUUGGAGUCUGCACAUGCUGCCCAUCUCGAAGCAGAGGAACAAAGAAUAGGAGCAGCCUUGGCCACGGAGCAAGAUUCUCUUAAUUGGGAGAAGGAACUAAAACAAGCUGAAGAGGAGCUCCAGAGACUUAACCAGCAAAUUCUAUCAGCGAAGGAUCUCAAAUCGAAAUUGGACACUGCCUCAGCCUUGCUUGCUGAUUUGAAAGCUGAAUUAGCUGCAUACAUGGAAUCAAAGUUGAAGGAGGAAAAUAAUGAAGGACAGUCAAAAGGAGACAUAGAGGAACCUUUAAAGAAAACUCAUACUGAUAUACAGUUAGCAGUUGCUUCAGCAAAGAAGGAGCUUGAGGAAGUCAAGCUUAACAUAGAGAAAGCUAUUGCUGAAGUGAAUUGCUUGAGGGUGGCUGCCACCUCGUUAAAAACAGAACUUGAAACUGAGAAAUCGGCCCUUGCCGCCAUUCGGCAGAGAGAAGGAAUGGCAUCAGUGGCUGUUGCAUCUCUUGAAGCAGAACUGAACAGCACCAAGUCAGAAAUAGCUGUUGUCCAGAUGAAGGAGAAAGAAGUCAGAGAAAUGAUGGUUGAGAUACCUAGGCAAUUACAGCAAGCUGCACAGGAGGCUGACCAGGCUAAGUCACUAGCUCAAAUGGCUCGUGAAGAGCUGCGAAAGGCAAAGGAAGAAGCAGAGCAAGCAAAGGCCGGAGCAAGUACGAUAGAGAGUAGGUUACUCGCAGCACAAAAGGAAAUAGAGGCUGCUAAAGCAUCAGAAAAAUUGGCGUUAGCAGCAAUUAAGGCCUUGCAAGAGAGUGAAUCCGCCAGAAACUCUGAUGUGGAUUCACCCACAGGGGUAACACUUUCUCUAGAGGAGUAUUAUGAGCUAAGCAAACGGGCCCAUGAGGCAGAGGAGCAGGCAAAUGCGAGGGUUGCAUCUGCCAUUUCUCAAAUUGAGUUUGCCAAGGAAUCUGAAUUAAGAAGCUGGGAGAAUUUGGAAGAAGUUAACCGGGAGAUGGCUGCUAGAAAAGAAGCACUCAGGAUUGCGAUGGAGAAGGCUGAGAAGGCCAAGGACGGGAAGUUGGGAGUAGAACAUGAGUUGAGAAAGUGGAGGGCAGAACACGAGCAACGUCGCAAGGCAACCGAAUCUGGUCAAACUGCUGUAAAUCCCGUUAAAAGCCCGAGGGCUAGCUUUGAGGGAAGGAAAGAAGCUAUGGCCGAUCGGGCCUCUGAUGCUGCUGUCCCUGCCCAUUAUGCUUCAAGCCCGAAGUCAUAUGUAAGCAAUAAUGAAACUGACUCAUUCCAAGAACCAAAGGCUGGAAAGAAAAAGAAGAAAUCCUUGUUCCCCCGGUUUUUGAUGUUUUUGGCUAGGAGGAGGGCACAUCCGACCAGGUCAACGUAAUCCUUACUGGAGCUACUACAGGUCGCUACUGUUACGAUAAAAUGUCGUAAUUCUUAUUAUUGGCGGUUUCUCUUGCAGUGAAAUGUGAAUGCUGAAUCGUAUACCUGACAGAAAUUUCUUGAAUGUACAUGUUUGUGAUUGUUUAGUGUACAAUAUGGUGAUUGGACAUAUAAUUUUUCUCACUUAAGUGGUCAUAUUUCUGGUGAUUUUGGAGCAAUAUGUUCGUUAAAGAUGCUUGAGAAGAGGGAAUAAGGUGCUUCUAUAAUGUAUAGGCCUUGUCUUUAAUAUUUUUUUUUCCUCGGAGACCGUCAUGUAUAGGCCUCAAAUGCUGAAAGUUUACUCUUGUAAUAGCAUUUUCGAGUUUGCUUAAUGAAAGGAUUUGGUUUGAGUUUCUUGUGA